This is a messenger RNA of Mya arenaria, 1488 nucleotides long. RefSeq lists its product as uncharacterized. The coding region runs from base 151 to 993 and encodes 280 amino acids. Gene Ontology annotation, molecular function: protein binding. Lineage: Eukaryota; Metazoa; Mollusca; Bivalvia; Myida; Myidae. The transcript has 7 exons. The record is from RefSeq and is a predicted model, not a curated record.
AAUAGGCGCGGCAAGAUGCAUUUAGCAAGAGUGAAUACGCAGUAUAGUUGAUAACUUUAGAAGUGCACAACCGUGAUAUUUAAAGUUAUACCUGUUUAAUUUAACAUUUUAAGGGCUUUACCUGUUCGAUUCAAAGUGUUACAUCUUGAUAUGAAUGUUUUCAACAGGAUAAAUAUUUUAUUAUCAUUACUUUCAUAUUUUGUUAUACGCACAAGAUCCGAGGUAGUGACAUAUCAAUUGCGAAACAAUUGCGGCGGAUUAAUACAAGUAGGGGGUGGACCGGGCACUGGAGUAGAUGAGGGACUUAUUCAUUUCGAGUCAAAUGACGGUGGAAGAAUCGUUGAGCCAGGAUGUUCGGUGACCAUACAGCCGAUGGAAAGUGAACAAAAGUGGAACCAAGUGUCGUUUAAAAUCAUGAAGUAUCAAAAUUUCGACAAGUUAUGUUUUACGUUUAAGGAGAAACAUCCAUCUGGAAGAUUGGACAACAUUUACGAUGUCCCGGAUUGUCAUAGGAAUGCUUUAACAUUUGUCAAUAAGACAGAUGUCAUCGACCGAGGGACCGGCCUGUUUUUGGAACUGAGCCGGACAAUAAACGCUUCCCAUCAAAGUUACGACCCCAGUGCCAAAAUGCUUCUUUAUUUUAACGUGUUCAUAAACGGAGGUCUACAACAAGAUAGCUGCGAGAAAAAACACGGUCACCAUUGUUUAAAUGGUCGCUGUAUCCCCAGCACGAUCAAAUGUUCCAAGUAUAAUCCGUGCGGAGACGGAUCGAGCUGCGAUGAGAAGGAAGUCGCCACGGGCAACAUUGCCGUCGGAAUAGGCAUAGCGGCAGGGGCAGGUUGCAUCAUCAUCCUCUGUCUGUGCGUCAACGAAGGCUGCAAGCGGUAUAGGAACUGGAUGAUUCCCGGAGAUUUUGACAACCAAACUAACAUACAAUCAGUACAGACUGGUCGUUCCUUUAUCUUAUUUAUUGGAAGACACAUUUUCAUCUGAACGGGUUCCUUUGAGCGACCAAAUAGACGGAAACGCUGUCCCAGCAACACCAACAGCUCCGCCCGCCAAUGACUCUUAUAGCCCAACAACAAAUUGUCCCUCCGCUCCACCUCCGGCGUAUGCAUUUGUUGUGGAACAUAAUGAUAUGUUUGCCAUUAAGAAGUGAAAAUGAAUACCUGUACGCAUAUAAAUGGUUAUGAGUGACCAACGGUCGUCAGGGGUGCUCACGUGAUCGCAAAACCGGAAGCAGCAGCAAACAAACUAGUUUUCACUUUCUCCAACCAAGGGAUAUUAUACUGUUAAGACGCACAAUGAUAUAUCAGGCGUUAAGAAGUAGAAAUGCGGUAAAAAGCAUGAACUUUUAAACUGCAUUAUAGUUUUUCGUUCAUUCGUAUUUAUUGUUGAGGUGCUUUGUGUACUUGUGAAUGCGCUAAUUUAUAUUCGAUUGACACGACAUGUACAUCAAAUUGCAUGUUGAAUAAAAUGUAAAAACAA